Molecule: messenger RNA, 345 nt
Organism: Dentiscutata erythropus
Lineage: Eukaryota; Fungi; Glomeromycota; Glomeromycetes; Diversisporales; Gigasporaceae
Source: the annotation of a GenBank genome assembly
GGUGGGAAAGUUCGAGUUCUUAAAAUGCUUGAGAUUAGUCCUUUGAUGAUUCCAGUCGUGAAGGAUUAUUAUGAGAAUGAUAUUUUUCCGAUUUAUAAUAUUAAGUAUAGAAUUGAAUUGAAAAGGUUUGAGAGGGACUUGGAUUGUUUGUUAAUCAAACCUAUGGAAGCUUUUCACGAUAAAUUGCAUCGCUAUGAUUCAGAUAUUCUGCCAUUCGUUAAUUAUAGUAAAGAGUGGCAUAUUUUUGUUGAAGGAGGAUAUGGGUUUUAUUGCGUUUCUGAAUAUUUUGAAUUUAUAAAGAAAGGGCUUUUAGAAUAUUUUCCGAACUUUGAGAUAAGUGAAAAG